Lasiosphaeria miniovina is the source of this 1419-nucleotide messenger RNA. RefSeq lists its product as uncharacterized. Bases 112 to 1293 code for a protein of 393 amino acids. NCBI's taxonomy places the organism in Eukaryota, Fungi, Ascomycota, Sordariomycetes, Sordariales, Lasiosphaeriaceae. The transcript has a single exon. The record is from RefSeq and is a predicted model, not a curated record.
AACCGCAGGCAGCUGCUCUGCCUGUUCCGCACACUGGCGACGGUUCCGCUGCCGCGGCCGUUUGUUCGCGGGGUUGUCUAGGCCGGCAGAACGCGCAGAGCCAGGAGGACAAUGCUAUACAGUGCCGUUACGGACGGGAGACACCCACCGCUGAAGUCCACGGCUGCGACAGCAAUGGCAGCGCUGCUGGCGGGCGAUACGUGGAUGUCAGAACUGUUGCGAGAACAUCCCGACUGGCCGGGCGAGAAUAUUCAAGACAAUGGCGACGGGGACAAGAUUCUGGGCCGGCACUUAGGGACCGAGUAUUUAAGAGGUUCAGGAUACAUUGCUGGAGCCUUGCUGGCGCUUACUCCCAGAGUUGAGUUCGUAUUUUCAGCCUUCGGCGAAUCCGAAUGGCUUUGUGCCCAGGACCUUCUGCACAAUCCGCAGGCGCCCCUGCCAUACCGAUUCUUGGGAAAUCUGCGAAGCGCGUCUAUCGAUUGCUUCAGAAGACAUUCCUUGAAUCGCGGGCAUUUAUUUCGUACAUUGUGGCCGCUGCUGUUCAACUGCCCGUUGCUGGAGAGUAUCGAGGUCAGGGGCGGAAUGCCCUGGCGGAGCCACCCCAAGAUAACCAACAACAGGGUUAAACAGAUUGUCCUCCGUUCCGCCUCCGAACCCAACGAGACGAUACAUUAUAUGGCCGCCAUCUUCCCUCAGCUUACGGCCCUUUACGCCGAAUUAUUCGGAACCCGGAUGAUGUUCCCGCUGCCGGUCGUAGAUGCACACUUUACGGCCGGCAUGGCUGCGCUGGCCGACACUCUCGAGGUGCUACACAUUACCAGCCCUCCAGGAGAAACCUGGGAGCUCCAAGAUGUCGGGGGUGAACUAUUCUUGGUCCUGGGGAAGAUGAAACGACUUAAACACUUGGUCGCAGAGUCCCCCUUUCUUUUCGGUCGGCAAACACCCGAGAGGGCUUUCGACAUGGGCUUGCUCCCGGAGUCACUCGUCACCAUCCACAUCAUUGACUUCUGGUGCGUAGCCGGUCACGACUAUUACCCGCCCCUUGUCAAUGACCUUGGACCCGAGAUAUUCAUGGCUCAGAUGUUGACUACCCUCUUGGCCGAAUGCGAUACUCGGCUAAAGACGCUGAGAGCGACCAGAGUCACAUCUCCGAUCUUUGGCGAUAUGCGCUUUGUGUGGAAAACUGAUGUAGAAGAGCUGAUUUCCGAGCUCGUUGCCUCAUUCAAGAAGAGAGGGGUUGAGCUUUCCGUCUCGACACCCAGUGAGCAAGCUGAACAUAGACAGUGGAACUAGUCACGUAUCCAAUAUUAGGUAUUGCAUCUUCUCGCACAGAGACACGGAGCCGGGUUAUCGGCAAAAGCUGUUUCAGGUGGCACCACCAAGGAUAGUUCUGCAAGCCCGUGAUUGGGAAAUGGGGAA